Molecule: messenger RNA, 7524 nt
Organism: Phycodurus eques (leafy seadragon)
Lineage: Eukaryota; Metazoa; Chordata; Actinopteri; Syngnathiformes; Syngnathidae
Gene: lrrc75a
Product: leucine rich repeat containing 75A
Exons: 6
Coding region: 2086-3450 (454 amino acids)
Source: RefSeq, a predicted model, not a curated record
CACAUAUUUGUCAGAUCAAGUGCAUGUGAGUUGUGAUUACCAUUACUCUGACAAUUCAUGAUUUUGAUCAGAGGUGGCAAAAUUACUCGCCCUCUGUAACUGGGUAGAGGUACAGAAAUGUCAGUAAAUGUACUGAUUUAAGGAAAAAGUACAGACUGAAAUAUUUUUAGGUACAAACCCGAAUUUCAGGAAGUUGGGACGUUGCGUGAAACAAAGACAGAAUACAAUUACUUUACAAAUUAUUUAACUAUCAAUGAUUUUACAAUAUAGGAAACAAAUAUCAAUAUGCAACAGUAUAAAUCUGCCAGUUUUUGCAUUUUCAAAUGAUCAGUUCUCUAACAUUCCUAGGAAAUCACAAUGUCCCAUCACUGAUGUGUUAUUUUUUGGAACAGGCCAGCAUCCACUGGCACAAGGUUGGUGACCCCGGAUUUAGAGUCAUCAAUGAACCUAUUGUGCACGUUUUUGGAAUGUGGAAGGUAGCUGACCUAUCAGCAAAAAAAAAAAAAAAAAAAAACUGCACAAGCGAGGGAGAACAUGCUAACUCAACACAGGAAGGCAGGAGCAGCGAUUUGAAUCCAGGACUCAUCUCAACUCUGGGAGACCUGCCAACCACAAGAACACUGGACUGCCACGUAAAGAUAUUCUCUAAUUCUAAUCUGAUUUUAUGAUCGUGUGUUUUGACUGUAUUAUAACAGACAACAAUACAAUAUGCUAUCAAUAUUUUGUACCUCCCUGGAAAGGCCACAAUGAACAAGGUAAUUUUGUACCCUUUCACUUUUUCCAUAUUUUCUUAUGUUACAAACCUGUUCUGAAAAUAUAAAAUGAAAGUAUUACACCAAAUUAUACACAGAAUGACAAAGUGAAAACAAGUUUAUUCAAAACUUCGCACAUAAAACACUGAAAUAUUUCACGUAUAUUAAACUGCGUACGUUAAAACGUUUGAAUUCUUUUUCUUGGUCUUGUCUACCCACUUGUUGCUAGGCAGGGUUCAGAGGCCUCAAUCAUAACUGCCCAUAGGCUAAUGAUUAAAUUGGCAGUGUUAACCACGCCCACUCCUGUUUGAAAAACAAAACUCGGGACUGGACACUAGCAACGGACAAAGUCAGACCCACACGGAGGUCUACGAAUUUUGACGAGGAAAUGUAUACAUGUACAAUUACAUUUACGUCAGUUACAUUGUGUUCCUCAUUAAUUACAUUAUGAAACGAAUUUAAAAACACGGUGACCUCUCGUGGAGCAACACCCACAGUGAAAAGUCGCCACUGAUAAAUGCGUCUACUAGUUCUGAAACGGCCUCAUUCUGUAAAGCGCUGGAAACUUGGCGGUGCUCUCUGCCUGGCGGACGUGCUUCGUGCAGUACUCCUGUCAUCCAUAAUUCAGUCCCAACCCAGGCAGCCAAGCGGGCAGGCAGGUACUCCCCCGCUCCUCCUCGGGCAGACGCUCAGCCUCUUUGCCACUCGUAGGCUACACGGCGUUCUUUUCUGUGGCAGGUGACUGGUGAAUUUGGCGGCCGUGGGGGGAGCGCAGGAGUGGAACAUUGGCGACGAAGAGACGGUCGUCGGUGAACCGUGGACGUAAACAUUGUCAUGCCCCGCUCCCUGCACCACCGUCUCCCUCCCACCUCCGCUCCGGUACAGGGGGCUCUGUUUGGGUAGAUGAGAUGGGAGCAGAAGCACAACGACACGUCGUCCCUGGAGGUAAAUCGAGGUGGUGCCGCGGUGAAGUUCUGUUCGGGACAGGGGACUGCGGUGGGCUUCAGCGCUGUGUGUCGGCUUCGUGUUGAGCGGCCAUGCUGCAGGCAGCAUCCUCCGACCUCUUCCCCACUUGAGCUGCACAAACUACUUCCUCCUGUUUAGCGUUAUUGUUUUGUUUUCUACUCUCCGUACGACAAUGCCUUUUCCAUGCGGAUUAAAUCCGAUUUCAUUACUGGCAGUGCUGUAUAACGCCCCUAAAGUGUCCAGACUGAUUAAGAUGUGAUCCGCUGCAGUCACUCUGAUGGAAACAUCUACCAAGGCUGCGUCUGCAUGACUGACUGCCCGGUGGGAUCAGCCUUGUUGUUAUCACAGCUCCUCCUCACACAGCGACAUGGGGAGCAAACAGACCAAGGGCCACGAUGCUGGAGGAGCCAGUCCUCAGCACAGCUGGAGGCGGACCAACUCCAAGGAGCGAGGGGACCUGUUUGCCUCCCUCAUGCUGAGGUCAGGGGACAGGCUGAGCCGCGGUGCCACCCCGCCGCCUUACCAGCGGCGUAUUAUAAUGAUCCAGGAGAUGAUGCUGAUGGCCAAGCAGGGCAAACACGACGAGGCCACAGAGAUGCUAAGGACACUACGGCAGGACCUGGGCAUGGAGUCAACAUCUCUGGACGAUGUAUUAUACCGCUACGCCAGCUUUAGAAACCUGGUUGACCCCAUCACACAUGAUCUGAUCAUCAGCCUGGCACGAUAUGUACACUGCCCAAAGACGGAGGGCGACUCUCUGGGGGCCAUGGAGAAGGUUUGUCGUCAGCUGACUUACCAUCUCAGCCCCCACUCUCAGUGGAGAAGACAAGGCCUGCUCAAGAGGAAACCCCAAGCUUGUCUGAAGGCGGUGCUGUCCACACCUCCACCCAGCGGGGCAUUGGAUCUGUCCGGUAUCCCUCUGGUAGCUCGCGAUAUGGAGCGUCUGUGUGCGCACCUCGAGCACCACGCUUCCACAGUGGUUAGCUUGGAGCUGGGGUUCACCGAGCUGACCGAUGAGGCCUUCCUCCUGCUCCUGCCCACUCUGGCUGCCCUGCCUCACCUGGAGACGCUGGCAAUGAAUGGAAACCGGCUGACCAGGACUAUUCUGAAAGAGCUGACUGAUGCCCUGAAGGAUCCUAACAGUUUCCCAAGUGUGACGUGGAUCGACCUGGGCAACAAUGUGGACAUCUUCUCCUUGCCACAACCUUUCCUGGUCAGCCUGAGGAAGCGCUGUCCUAAGCAGGGCAAUCUGCCCACCAUCCUGGAGUUUGGGGAGAGUCAGGCCAGCGAGCCCCCCGAGAGGCUGCGAGGCAUCGGUGAAGACGAGGAGACCGACGACACCAACAGGACUGAAAGCAUGGGAGACCUGCGCUCCGAGGUGGAGGAGGAACUGGACGGUGAGCUGGAGAUAGAGGAGAUGAUGGAGGAGCUGCUGGACUUUGACAGGGAGGCGCAAGGGAAGGAGGACGAAGACGAGAGCAUGUGGACCGUCGAGGAGCAGAGGAAAGCCAGGAGGAGGAGGAGGAGGAGGACACACGAAGAAGAGUUACAGAGAAAGGAGAAGCCGGGCCGAAUGGCAGUGAUGGCGCAGGACGAGGACGACACACAGAGCUACUCCUCCCCCUUGUCUUGCUCCAGCCAUUCGCAGCACUCCUCUGCAGCUGCUGAGCCAGUGAGAGCAGAGGAGGAUGACUUUGACAAUCUGACGGACCAGUCGGCGCACUUGACCUGAUUGCCGCUCCUUUCCCUGCUUAAAUUGUAUCUCCUGCUGUGUCGAAGUACCCGCGGAAGGAGGCGAGAGGAGGCUUGCUCCCAGCUUGAACAAGCCAUAUUUAACCAGCUGAACCAAGGUGACGAAGUACUGGACGACAGCUAUCCUAACAGGAUCUAUCAAUCUAUAAAUUACGGAAGGAUGCGAAUGCAGAAAACCACUAAAUAAUGAAUAAGCUUUUUAGUGUAGCUCACCCUGUUCAGGGUUUUAGUCAGGACCUUUCUGGUAACAUCAUAUUACCUUCAUGUGCCUGUAACAUGUCCCAUUUAAUGGUUAGGCGUCUGUGAUGAGAAGUACAGAAAACUGAGUGAGUUGCUCAUUUUACUUGAUAUACAACAAAAAGUUCGGAAUUUUGUAUUUAGAGUAUUUCUGUCAUAGCAGUACAGUUUUCACUACGUUCCAAAAACAACCCACGAUAGGUGAAAUCCGUGAAGUAGCAAACUGAAUUUUUUACAAUUAUACUGUUUUACGGUUGUAAACCUCACCAUUAACAUUUUCUCACAUUUCUCUCUUGUUUAAACACGCUCAAAGUUCAAACCUUUGGAAGAAAAAUAAGUACAUUAUUAUUAUUAUUGUUGUUGUUUUACUUAUUAUUAUUAUUAUUAUUGUUAAUAUUAUUGGAUCACGAUACAAAGGUCAAAACCUGUUUUAAGGCCCAAACAUGAGUUUAAGAAAAAAAAAAAUGAUGCCAAUUUUUAGAAAUAACAAAUUUUAUUUUAAUGAACACCUUAUGAGGUUGGAAACAUAAGAAAUUCUUAAUUGUGACUCUCGCAUAUUUCAUGCUUCCUCUGACCGUCCCUCGUUGUCCUGACGCCGCACCGCUGUAGCAUCCUUUACCACUGUCUUUUCCCGAGAGAAGAACAUAAUUAUAGGUAGUUGUUGCCGCUCUUUUUUCUUCUGGGCGAGAAGAUUCUUAGAAAGAGACACGCAACCUUCGAUUAUAUUUAAGAACUGUAACGAACGCAACAUCAAUGGGUCCCAUUCUCGCGCAGCUCCAGCGGUAUCCGCAGAGGCGACGUCUCCGUGCAGAGAAAACACUUAAGUCCAAAGCGUUUCUGAAAUUUGUCAAACCAGCCCUUGCGGGCAUUAAAUGAGCUUACUGGACCUACUGGGUGAGCAGCAGCACUCGUCGAUGGCCUGGGCUCCACAUCAUCCUCCUCCUCGCUGUCAGCAAAGCUUUCAUGAAGCGUUUUAGCUUCUGUGCGGAUAACGUUUGCAUCUAGCGAAAUGUUCUCUUUUUCUGCUGUCACUAAUCCACAACGAUAAAGCUGAUUCCAUCCUUACGAUGGUCUUGUUGUAGACGGUUACAACCCUUUUUGCUUGCUUAUUAAAACUUAUUUCUGCUGUCGUCCUUAUGUUACUUUCCUCCUUUUUAAUGUAACGCACCGAAGAUUCAUUGAUUCGGAAAUGGCACCCUACAGCCGCGUAACUUCUACAUUCCUUUAUCAUGUCCAGAAGUCUCACUUUUUCUGCGAUAGUUAGCAACUCCCUUUGCCUUUUGGGUGCGACCGCAGGUGCCCUUGUCGGUGCGGCAUGUUUCGUCGACAUUGUUGGUUAUGUCUGGGAGAAGACUUGCAAACAGGAGGCACUUUAGAGUCACACUGCUCGCAAUCGAACACUAAUUUCAAUUUAGCAAGUCGAACGCAACCUGCGCUGUGCAGGAGACGCGGCACGGAGGAGAUGGAUUCAAAUUUGGUCUCCAGUACCGUAGCCAAUCAGGACGCAGAAUACAAUGCGGGGUUUGUAUGCUGUAAAAAAAACUGCAUGCAAGAUUGCACUGUAAAAAAAGCGAGGACCUACUGUACUUCUUGUCUUCAUAUUUUACAGUAUAGCAUUGAAAAGCAUUUCCUCUUUCCAAUGAAACAUGGAUUUGUUGGAUGAGGAGCAAAACUGAGAACGUGAGUUGCAAUGCAAAUUGUGCCAAAUUUUCACUCUCCUAUGCUGAUUUGAAGGAAAAUAAACUGGCUUUCCCAACAGUAUUAAGGAUAUUAGAAAGAGGUGUUGUUACAACAGAGAAAUAAACACCAAACACCACUUUUUGAACUUUUUUGUUUGGUUUAUAUUGAACUAUUGUUUUGGAUUUUUAUUAUUAACUAUUGUAAUGUUUUGUUUUUAUUUUGUACUCUUACACAUAUAGUCAAAUGAUAAAACCAUAGGCUUCAUUCAUGAAUAUUGUUGUAAUUGUGGUCUAAAACAUUUACGUUGUAUGGUGAGGUUUAUGUGUGCGUAAAUUCUGAUUCCCAAACUCUAUUUACUGUAACUGGACAAUCUAGUCAUCUGUUGUCUUGAUCCUUGCUCACAAGAAUCUGUGGGCUCUAUCAAGAAAGUCAAUGCUCCCAAAACUGCCACAAUAGGCAAACUGUCUAUCUUGAAUUGGUAGCAAUGUUAGGAUGCAUUUUAAAUAAUGCUUAUGUAUGCAGGGGAUUUUUAAAGUGAGACUACUGUUGUAAGUACCUAAUGCUAUUGUGUCACUUUAUUAAAAUGCUCCCAGCAAAGGUUUCCAAUCUUGACUGGCAUCACAAAUUGAUGUACAGAUUAAUGAGAAUAACGAAUACAAAAAAAAAAAUCAAUAAAUUGGGAGUUAUUCUGUUUAAAAUCUGAAGGAUAAGCCUUUACAUUCAUAAUUCAAGAUGUUUCAUAUUGUGGAGUUGAGGAAUAUUAGCUGGAGCAGCGAGACCCCUCAAAAACCUUGCGUAGUAUCAAGCUCCCCAGAGUAUUAAUGCUGCUCUUAUUGUUCGUGUUUCCCCAAUACUUUGCAGAUGAUCAACACUUUGUUGAAAGCUUUAUUACACACAUUCAUUUCUCAUAAAUAUGGUGACAAAUCAAGUAUUUCCAUGCAGUUCACGCAUACAUUAAGCUAAAAACAAGCUGCACAGUUUUCAGUGCUAUACUUGAAUCUAAUUGCAAAGAUUCUUCCCUUUAACAUAAGCCAUGCAACCAUUUCCUGUCAAAAUGUGUUCACACCUGUUAAUCCCAGUGAGCCCUUUAACAAACAGAAUGGUGUUAUGUCAUGAUUAUUAUCUACAUUUAGAUCAACUAUUGCAUUGGCAGUGUUGGGUCAAUAUUUCAAAAGACAUAGUGAAUCAUUGCAUGUCACUUAAGAAGCAGCGCUUGAGACUAUCCUCAGGUUUACGAUUGUUUUGAAGAUGUGAGCAGGACAGUUGAGUCGUUUCCUCUUCAUGCGACUGUUAAUCAAAAAUGGACAUCUUCUAUUUGCUAACAUGUCAGUCAAAAAACUGCAUAUAUUUUACUUGCUGGAGCCACGGGGGACAGUCACACUCAGAAAGGAGAUGUUAGGGGACUGCACAACUUUCCAUCUUUCCAACUUACUGCCAUCUAAAGUGGUCUCAAGAUUACAGUAGCAUUUCUUCAUUGACUAGUACUUACAUGUCAGUCAGCUGUGUAGCUAAUGUAGUAAUUGUUUGGUGAUUUCCUCUCCCACGGUGCACUUUGUUCACUCAUUGCAUAAAAGUGGCCCAAGGGACGGCAACUAUAACUGUCUUCAAAACCACAGGCGAAAUGACUCGACUCGUUUACUAUUGGAAGCGGUGAAGUCACUGCUACGUUUACCUCAGAUGUGCAGUAUCGUUUAGUGGGUAUAUGAAGGAUUUAUGGAAUGGCGGGUGUCGCAGUGCACCUGCACAAUCUAAUGAGAUCCACUUUGAGAGCUUUAUUAAAAAUACAACCUUUACAGUAAUAAUGACUGAUUGACAUCAUUUAUUAUGAUUUUACUGUGGAUGUAGUUUGAAGUGUGAGGAACCUUGGUGUACUGCUUGGCGCUCAUUAGAUUGUGCAAGAACCUAAUGAAUUAUGUAAAAGCAACGUUAAUUUGUAUGUGAAGCCAAGUCUUUAUGAUAUUUUCUCUUCCUUUGCACUUGUAUCAGUUGUGUUUUCACAAUCUACAAUAUACCUCUGCUAGAUGAUCUAUACAGCUUUUUCUCUUUCCGUAAUGAUAUUUGAUUUGUGUGCCGCAUUAUGGACAUCUACUGGAAACGAUGCGAUGUACUAUUAUUAAUAGAUUAAAUUAUGGCUCAA